Exophiala oligosperma is the source of this 1099-nucleotide messenger RNA. RefSeq lists its product as uncharacterized. NCBI's taxonomy places the organism in Eukaryota, Fungi, Ascomycota, Eurotiomycetes, Chaetothyriales, Herpotrichiellaceae. Bases 522 to 884 code for a protein of 120 amino acids. The transcript is spliced from 3 exons. The record is from RefSeq and is a predicted model, not a curated record.
GCAAUGGAAUGAAUUCUUCGACCAUACCUAAGGCACCGGAGUGAUGUUAAGGGGCCUAUAUAACUCUAGUUUGAUUUCCCAACACCUGCGCUCCUUCAUUACUUCACUUUGGAAACGGAUGAGCAACCAUCAAUAAGACCUCUCCUUGGAUACGAAGUUGGAAGUGCUUUGAUGUCACACCGAUGAGCCUCCAGUCGCUGAUACUCGUAUGAGGAUGGGCACAUGCCUGCCUAGGCUCACAAUGCCUCACCCCGCUCAAUGUCAUCCCUGUCCACAGUGCUGCAACAUGUGAAGUCAUUGAUCACCAGUCUGAUAUCAGAACUGUAGAGCCCGGAAGAAACUUCCUUGAUUUUGGCGAUGCCUGAACUCGCAGGAUGAUGCCAGUAUGAUAUCAAGUGACUGCCCGCCUAUCUUUAUCGCAGAAGAAUUCCUGGACAAGAUAUCAUUCCCUACAUCCUAACCCAUUGUUAGCAACAGCUCACACGAUCAAUCACAGAACGAUCACAGGCACAUCAACAACAAUGUCUAGCGGCGCAUCAGGAAGUAACGAGAAAAUUUCUGCUACAAAGAUUGAUCCUCUUGCUUCUGACACCAAGACUGAUUAUCCUCACGAUCAAUCCUCGAGAGGCGCUGCAGGUACUGAUAGAAGCAUUGAUCAAACUCGAAUCGAUCCUCUCGGAGGGGCAGGCCAGUACCAACAUCCCGCUCCACAUGCAGACAGUCAAGGUGUUGUUGGUAGGGAUGAAGCCAUCCAGGGAGCAAAGAUCGAUCCUCUGAGCGGAAAGGAGAACGUGUCAACUACCAAGUCGACUGGCCUGGACGAUGAGCAGGUUGACGCCUCUAGGAUCAAUCCGAUGGGCGAGGUCAGGGAGGAAAUGGGAUAAGUCCCCGACGUCUACUCGUAGCGGGUAUCUCGUACGGAGGCAGAUGAUUGAUUACUCAUUCUUUCGCAUCCUCUGAAUUCAAAACUUCGAUACUCCAACUGGGACUCAAUAAUGGGCAUACAUAACAAUGACCAAAUUCCUUGAGUCAGCAUGAAGCCUCUUUUCUCUCAUUUGACUCAAUGGAAACAAUCGGGAAAUGCGCUUCCACCAUGAGG